AUGUCGUCCAACACGGCGCCCAGAACAGCGCCGGCGACGUUUGCGACAACUGCACCAAAUGAUGAGCUGACCGCUGCCGUCGACAAGCUAGCUCUGUUGGAAGACUCGGCUACAACGAGCGCAGCACCGGCUCCAGACCCGACAACCACACUCCCCACCUCGUCAACACCAGAUCCGAAUCCGUGGCGGACGAUGACGCCGGGUAUACCACCAACCAGUGCGACUGAGACGGUGCCGUCCGAGUCAACGACGCCGAAUCCGUGGCAGGCGCCGACGCCUACGCUACCCCAAGAACCUACAGCGGUUGCGGAUCCAGCGACAUUAGAUCCUGAGCUCAGAAAUAGCGCCGCUGCGUUCGGAGGGGCGCAGAAGACGGUCACUUCCGAGCAGGAGAAGGAGAUACUGGCCGCAUUUGACCCCUACGCGCGCGUGGAGAGCGAGGAGCAACGCAAAGCUUGGGACGACGCGCGUACCAGCCAGGACGAGGAGAGUAAGGACGGCGACGCUGCCAGCGUCUCGAAAGCGGAAGCAGGAGUAGAGGGCGAACCACCAGCAACACCCUCGAAAGCCGACGCGCCACCAGAACCACCUUCGAAGACACAUACCCCGUCCUCUUCUGCCUCCGGCUUCCCCUCUCUCAACUUCUCCUCCAUCGCCCGCUCCUUCUCGAUCUCGUCCCUGAGCAAGGACAAGGGACGCCCUGUCUCGCUGGACGCGAAGGCGCAGCCCGACAACGUCGACGCGCGGACGGUCUCGCAGGAGCAGCAAGAUAGCGGGCAGCAGGGGAACGAGUUGAGGCCCUCGAACGACGGCAACACGGCGGGGUCAACGCAGAAUCAGGCGCGGCAAGAUGACGGCGAGCCACCACCGUUCGACUUCCAGAGGUUCCUCGAGCAGAUGAACUCUAAGAGCGCGGAGCCGGUGUCGAAGUACUUGAAGUCGUUCCUGUCGAACUUCGCCAAGCGAACGUUCACGGUCAAUGACCAGAUCAAGAUCAUCAACGACUUCCUGAACUUCAUCGCCCAACGCAUGCGCCAAACCGACCCAUGGCGGAAAUGCACCGAACAAGAGUUUGACAACGCCAUGGAAGGAAUGGAGAAGCUCGUUAUGAACCGAUUAUACGACUUCACCUUCACUCCGUCGAUACCCACCCUUCAGCCGCCUCGGCCAGUCACAACAGACGAUCUCGAGCGCGAUCGUGUCCUUGCCCAGAGGAUAGCGCUGUUCGGCUGGGUAGAGGAGAAGCACCUCGACAUCGACCUCACGAGCGAGGAAGGAGAUACGAGUAGCGCCAAAGGGUUCUUAAUGUUCGCGCAGCAAGAACUGCUCAAGAUGAACCACUACAAGGCGCCGAGGGACAAGGUUAUCUGCAUCUUGAAUUGCUGCAAAGUUAUCUUCGGUCUCAUCCGACAUUUGAAGAAGGACGAAUCCGCGGAUGCCUUUAUUCCACUGCUGAUCUUCGUCGUUCUGAAAGCCAACCCAGAACACCUGUUGAGUAACAUGGAAUUCAUUCAACGUUUCCGAAAUCCGGCCAAGCUACAGAGCGAAGCUGGAUACUACCUUAGUAGUUUAAUGGGCGCGGUAUCGUUCAUCGAGACCAUGGACCAUACGUCGCUAUCUAAUAUCACCCAGGAGGAGUUCGAGAAGUGGGUGGACCCAUUAAUAAACAAAAGCGUUGCUGAGUUUUCACAGGAACGUCGAACAAGCCAUCCAGUCUCUUCCUCGUCAAGAUCAGUCUCCACCUCUCCCCUCUUCAGGCCCACCGUCAGGGUGGUCUACACCAACACACCAGAGGACGCCGUCCGCCCUCUCAGAGCGACCGCGGUCUUCCUCUAUGGCCUCCCUCCCUCCACGACCUCCGUCAUCCAUGUCCGCUCCCUCAUCUCCUUUAGCGGCCCAGAUCCCUACAAACGCCUCGCACGCAGGAGAGGAGUCCGCAACACCACUGUCGCUGCCUUCCAUUGA
Molecule: messenger RNA, 1965 nt
Organism: Schizophyllum commune H4-8
Lineage: Eukaryota; Fungi; Basidiomycota; Agaricomycetes; Agaricales; Schizophyllaceae
Exons: 8
Coding region: 1-1965 (654 amino acids)
Biological process (GO): vesicle-mediated transport
Cellular component (GO): endocytic vesicle; cytosol
Molecular function (GO): small GTPase binding; guanyl-nucleotide exchange factor activity
Source: RefSeq, a predicted model, not a curated record